Molecule: messenger RNA, 2290 nt
Organism: Lacerta agilis (Sand lizard)
Lineage: Eukaryota; Metazoa; Chordata; Lepidosauria; Squamata; Lacertidae
Product: FH2 domain-containing protein 1-like
Exons: 10
Coding region: 177-2102 (641 amino acids)
Source: RefSeq, a predicted model, not a curated record
UGCUCCCGCCUCGUCUGUUGGCGCUCAAGCCCUCAGGUGAUACGUCUGGAGCCGGGCUGGGUGGGGCACGUCCGAGGCCGCCCCCUUCCGAUGACUCCCUGACGCCGAGGGCUGGGAGCGGACACCCCCGACGGCCCUGGACGCGUCGGCACGCCUGUAUUCUCUUCCUACCGACAAUGGUGACCGUCCGGAGCUCUCCUGCUUCGCCCACAGACUGGACGGGCCCCGCGGCGACCCCCGACGCCGACGCCUCCUCCCUCUCGACAGCUUCUCUGCCCCCGGACCCCACGGCUGUCUCGCCGCCGUUGCCGCCGCCACCCCCGCCGCCCAUCGGCUUCAGCCCAGGAGCGCCACGGCCCUGGCCGGGCGUGGAGGGUUGCUCGGGGCGGCGGCCGGCGCGGCUGCGCAACUUCAACUGGGAGGCCAUCCCGGCAGAGCGCAUCCGGGGGCGCCACAACCUGUGGACGGCGCCCGGGCGGCAUCGAGGCGAAGGCUUCCCGCUGGACCUCGCCCUCCUGGAGGAGCUUUUCGGGCAGCGCCCGGAGCCGCCCGGGGGGAGCCUGCGGGGGCAGCCGCAGGCGGAGCAGGUCUCCCUUCUGGACUCCAAGAAGAUUCUGAACCUGGGCAUCUUCCUCAAGCAGUUUAAGAGGCCAGUCCAGGAGAUUGUGGCCGAUAUCCAGGAUGGAGCAGGAGCCCUUUACGGGGCGGAGAAGCUGCUGGAGCUGACAAAGAUGCUGCCUGAUGCGGAGGAGGCCAAGAAGCUGGCUGCAUUCCAAGGCUGCCAGAGCCGCCUCUCUGAGGCUGAGGUCUUUGCCCUGCUCCUCGUCCAGGUGCCCAGCUAUGUCCACCGCCUGAAGCUCCUGGUCUUGCAGGAGGAGUUCUUCCCCCAGCUCAACUCGCUGCAGUCGGCCAUCCAGAUUCUGACAGAGGCAGCCCUAGAGUUGUUGGAGUGUGAGGAGCUGCACAAACUCCUCCAGAUGGUGCUGAAGGCAGGAAACUACAUGAAUGAGGGAGGCUAUGCUGGCUCUGCACUGGGCUUCCGCAUGUCCUCGCUGCUGAGGCUCACGGACACCAAGGCCAACCGGCCAGGAAUGGACCUCCUGCACUUUGUUGCCCUGGAGGCAGAGAAGAAGGACCCGACUCUCCUGCAGUUCCCCAGCAGGCUGCAGCACGUGGGGCCUGCUUCGCGGAUCGUUGACCAGGAGGUGAUGGUGGAGCUGGAGAGCCUGGGGCAGCGCCUUCUGGGUGCCCAGGGGGAGCUGGAGGGCCUGGGUCUGGGCGCCCAGGUGGGGCCCUUUGUGCAGGUGGCUGUGGUGGAGCUGCAGGCUGUGAGGGCCUCCCAGGAGGGCCUGAGCCAGACUGCGGCUACCCUGUGCGACUUCCUCUGCGAGGACCCCGAGACCUUCAACUUGACUGAGUGUUGCCGCAUCUUCCAUUCAUUCGGGGAGCGGUUCCUGGCUGCUGUGCAGGACAACCAGGCUCGGGAGGCAGCCGUGUGCCGGCAACAGCGCCAGGAGCGUGAGCGGCAGGAGAAGCAGAAGCGGCGCUCCAUCGCCACCUGCUCGGCCCGCGACCCUGGCCUGCAGGACGUGGAGCUGGACCUCUUUUUCCUGCGGCCCCCUCGCUCCAGGAGGCGCAACCGGUCCCAGCAGGGCCUCCGCCUUGCCCUGGAGAGCCCCCAGAGCACCAGAGAGAGGGCCCCGACUCUUGGCCGCCGGAGACACACUCUCACCACCCUGCCCCCUUGCACAGAGCCCCCCAGGCCAGUGGAGCCAGAAGCUGCCCCUGCCACCCCCACGCUCCCUGCUGCUGCCACCCCCCCUGGCUGUGGCAAGAAGGCAGGGGGGCUCUUUGGGCAGGGUCUCAAGGCCUUCCUCAGGUCCCCCCCGAUGACCACGGUGGCCGCUUCCCCCCAAGGUCCUGCCUCGCCCGAAGCCCCCAGUGGCUUCCGCUUCCCCACCCUUUUCCAGAAGAAGACCCCCCUGGAGGGCCCAGAGCUCCCCACCUCCCCCCUGGCUUCCCCCAAGGAUGUCUCUGCCCUGGUGGGCUUCUUCCGCCGCCUGAGUGUUGGGGAAAAGCCACGGCAGGGAGCCCAGGUCUAAGAAGGGGGGGGGGCUGGGAGAGUCCCAAGGCAAACCUGCAGCCAGGCAACCCCUCCCCCCAGAACAUGGUGGGCCAAUUGGGGGGGGGCAUAAAUCAGAGCUAGUCAUUGCCCCCUCCUGCUGCCCACCUUGUACUGCCUGUAGACACUCUGGGUUCCCCCCCUCCCAUUAACCUGCAGGGAAUUUGA